Rubroshorea leprosula is the source of this 1293-nucleotide messenger RNA. Lineage: Eukaryota; Viridiplantae; Streptophyta; Magnoliopsida; Malvales; Dipterocarpaceae. The record is from the annotation of a GenBank genome assembly.
CAGAACACGUGGCAAUGGUAGACGCGAGCCUAACUGUCCACAAAUUUCGGAUUCCUUUCCCUUUGAAGAAAAAACGAAGAAAACAAAAAGAUUCAGAGCUUCUUUCACUUUCUUCCCCAGAAGCAUGCAGAAUCCCCAAAUUUCAACCUAAAUCCAAACCCUAAUUUAUUACUUCGAUAAUUCCGGUGGGAAAAGAUGAGCAAUUUGAGGACCGUCUGUAGACCCCAUACUGUAUUCUCUUCGUUCCUGUGUUUCGGCGGGAAUCCAGCUCGAUCAAGAAUUAGGGUUUCGUUUCAGAACUCCGAUCGCUGGCGUCGAUCGUCGUCGCCGUUAACUUCCUCUACAUGGUUCGGUUCUUCUAGAGGCUUGAAGAAGACUGACCUGUGGUUCCGCGUCAAUCAGAGGAGAACCGUUGCCAACGCAGCGAAUUGGAAGGACUCAAAGUCUCCUUACGAAACUCUUGAGUUAAAAGGGGAUGCUGAUGAAGAGCAGAUAAAGACAGCGUAUAGGCGCUUGGCCAAAUUCUAUCAUCCUGAUGUCUAUGAUGGUAGAGGGACUCUCGAAGAAGGUGAAACUGCUGAAGCUAGAUUCAUUAAAAUUCAAGCUGCUUAUGAAUUGCUCAUAGAUGUGGAAAAACGUAAGCAGUAUGAUAUGGAUAACCGAGUCAAUCCUAUGAAGGCAUCUAAAGCAUGGGCAGAGUGGGUUAUGAAAAAGCGAAAAGCUUGGGAUCAACGGGGUGAGAUGGUUGUUGAUGCUUGGGCCGAACAGCGGCAGUUGGAAAGGGUUCUCCGUGCUCGCCGUCUUUCUCGUACUAAGAAUGACCCUGAAGAAGAAAGAAAAAUCUUGGCAAAAGAAAAGAAGGCAUCAGUAGAGUUUUUUAAUACCACAAUGAGGCGCCAUAUACUCGUGUUAAAGAAAAGGGAUUUGAUGAGAAAGAAAGCGGAGGAGGAGAACAAAAUUGAUGUCAGUCGGCUUUUAGAGGCGGAGGGGCUUGAACUUGACACAGAAGACGACGAUGAUAAACCAAUGUAGAAAGUAGUGUUCAUACUGGCUCCCUUAGACACCAUAUACCUGAUAUGAAAAUUUCCAUCAAAGAGAAAAACUGUAUAUAGAAUUAUAUACAUAGAUUAGAGAGGAAUGAGAAAUUGCUAUUAGUUACUGAAGGCGUUUUUCUGUGUCACUCCAGUGUGCCACCAGUAAGUAAUUGUUCACCAAAGUUGGGCUGAGGAAGUCUGAGGAGGAAAAUUUCUUGAAGCACAAAAAACUUAAAUCUAAUAAGCAUGUUCGAACAAA